Messenger RNA from Apis mellifera (honey bee), 1232 nucleotides. It is a transcript of the gene Gasp, whose product is annotated as cuticular protein analogous to peritrophins 3-C. The transcript has 4 exons. Bases 326 to 1045 code for a protein of 239 amino acids. Gene Ontology annotation, cellular component: extracellular region. Lineage: Eukaryota; Metazoa; Arthropoda; Insecta; Hymenoptera; Apidae. The record is from RefSeq and is a predicted model, not a curated record. Gene Ontology annotation, molecular function: chitin binding.
AGCGAGACGAGAAGGAGAAGAGAAGGAGGGUUCUCUAUAAGGAGGUGGAAGAGGAACAACACGUGACCAAUCACUUAUAUAAAGGUGGAGAACGACAGGGCGCAAACACAGAGUUCUCUCUCUGCUCUCGGUGGACACUGUGCGCUCGCAAAAGUGAUAACAAUUUUUUUCUCUCCUUUCUCCUCCCCCCCUCACCCUUCCUUCAACAAAAUAAUCGACGAAUUUUUACGCGUCGCGAGGAAAGGAUCGUGUGGUAACCAAGAAAAUACCAAAUCGACGUACCACGCGGGAUAUACAACAAUAACACACGCACGCAAUCGUAACAAUGAGGACGUACUACGUGAUAGCCGCCAUUCUGAUCGCCGGCGCAACCGCCCAGGAAUCGUUCAAAUGCCCGGACGACUUCGGCUUCUAUCCCCAUCACAUAUCCUGCGACAAAUAUUGGAAAUGCGACAACAACGUGGCGGAGUUGAAGACUUGCGGCAAUGGGCUCGCGUUCGACGCGAGCGAUAGCAAGUUCCUCACCGAGAAUUGCGAUUAUCUGCACAACGUGGAUUGCGGGGAUAGGACGCAGCUCGAGCCGGCGAUCAGCACGCCGCAUUGUCCGCGUCUGUACGGUAUUUUCCCGGACGAAAAGAAAUGCGACGUGUUCUGGAACUGUUGGAACGGAGAGGCAUCCAAGUAUCAGUGCAGUCCUGGGCUCGCUUACGACCGUGAGGCGAGAGUCUGUAUGUGGGCCGAUCAAGUACCUGAAUGCAAAAACGAGGAAGUCGCAGGAGGUUUCACGUGUCCAGCCGCCGGCGAAGUGAGCGGGGCAUCCGGCAGCUUCAGCAGACACGCCCAUCCCGACGAUUGCAGAAAGUAUUACAUAUGUCUGGAAGGUAUCGCGAGAGAGUACGGGUGCCCUAUCGGCACUGUGUUCAAGAUCGGUGAUGCCGAUGGCAGCGGUGCCUGCGAAGAUCCUGAAGACGUUCCUGGAUGCGAAGACUACUAUGGAGAUGUGGAUCUAAAGGCUUUACGAAAAUUGGGAUACAAAAAAAAGUGACGAAGAGGACAAAUACGUAAAGUUCAAUAAUUCUGAUCGAUACUAGGGUCGGAAGAUUUUGAAAUUCGUCAAUCUAUUAAUUUCCUGCAUCUUCCAUCGAAUCAAAAUAAAGAAAACUCGUGUAUUUCAUUUCAAAUCAUUCGCAAUAUCAUUCAUAUCUCUUCACAUAUCAUGAUAGAUAAUUGUA